ACAUGUAAGACACAUUGUCACUUUUAGUAAAACUGGAUUUUAUUUUUCUUUCUUUUUUUUCCUGAUCAAUAUAAAUACAUAUCUUGCAAAAUUACAACCCCCCAAUAAAUAAAUAAAUCUGAGCGCUGGCUAUAACGUUAAAACACAAUUUACGACAGUUUGUUCUCCUUUCUGGCAGAAUAAUAUUACAAAAGUGCGCAUGUCCAAAGAAACAGAGAGGAGGAAGUGAUUGUCUGAUGAAGAUGUGAGAUGGGCACUUGAGCAGGUAGCGCUGAACAUACCGACAUUAGAAAGCAUGAGAAAGAGAAGAGAUGGACGUGUGGUGAAACGCCGGGGUGGUUGGUAUGAUGGAAGGACUCGGGAAGGAGAAGUCCGAGGGCAGAUCUAGAGCCCCACCGUGUCCUGAUACCCCCAGAGCAGACGCAUCCACGCGGCAAUGGGAACUCAAAGGCUGCUUUGGCUCAAAUGAAACGACCCCCUUGCACCAGACCAAUAAAAUCAAUCACUACAUGGACACCCGAAAGCCUCUGCUGGAAUUAAAAGAUGUCCCUCCUCCACCACAACACCCACCCCCUCUCCAUUUAUCCAAGCCCUUGCCUCUGCCCCACCUCCCUUUGCCGCCUCCUCCACCUCCUUGCUUUCUUGCUCCUCCUCAUUUAUCACAAGACUGCCAGCAGCAGCGACCCCUUGAAGGGGCUAGCCCCAAAGUAAGCCACUGCGUCUACUGCAGUACAGAUGGGCGUGGGCUGCUGGGUGGCAGUGCUGGUAACAGCAGCUCCACCAUCACUGGGGUGGUUUCACUUUGCAGGGCUCUCUGUUCCAUGGGAGAUCCCAUUUGCAGCAGCAGCGGGAGUAUCAGGUCUGGGACCUGUCCAGUGGCUUCUUCUGUUCGUCCAUGUCAAUACCCCCUGAGCUGCAACAGCGGAGGCCAAGUUCCUGAGUCUGUGCUCAGGCUUGGGUGCAAACCUCAGUUGCACAGCCCUGUUGCCAUCUCUCAACCCCUUUCUUCUCACCACUGCCUCCCCUGCUGCUCUGGGCUCCUUCAAACCUGUUCCGCCGUACCCUCUCCAUGUAGUCAGCCCUCCUCAUUUCCUCCUUCGGUUCCCUCUUUACCUGUUUCUGUCCAUGACUCUUGCCUGGUAUCUUCUGGCUUUUACACCUACGAUGUCAGCUGCGACUCCUCAGCCAGAAGAUCUCAGAGAAGUGCACACGGGGAUCAAACAACCGGCACCGCUGUCACUACCACAACCUCUACAGCACAGUUCUACUCCAAUCCAAUUCACUUAAAUGUAGAGCGCACAGCUUGUGUGAAGGGGGCUCACUGCUGUCAGGACUACUUGAUGAAGCCUGUGAAUGGUGAGACUUCAGAGACCAAUGAGGUGUGGCCCAAGCUUUGUGUCCCACAGACGGCUUCUCAUCCCAUCCCUGUUUGCAACGGUUGUGGAACGUCUUCUGAUGCCAUGGCUCUUUUGUCGAACGCCAGCUGUGGGACUUCGUUUAAAUACGGUUCUCCAGAGAGUGGUGGUUCUGAGAACAUUCCUCCGGUUGGCGUCUUUUGGGACAUCGAGAACUGCAAUGUUCCCAGUGGACGCUCUGCUGGAGCCGUGGUCCAGCGUAUUCGUAGCCGAUUCUUCAAGGGUCACCGAGAGGCAGAGUUUAUUUGCGUUUGUGACAUCAGCAAGGAGAGCAAGGCUGUCAUCCAGGAGCUGAAUAACUGCCAGGUUACUGUUGCACAUAUUAAUGCCACAGCCAAGAAUGCUGCAGACGACAAGCUGCGUCAGAGCCUGCGGCGCUUUGCUGAGACCCACACUGCACCUGCAACUGUAGUCCUGGUGUCCUCUGACGUGAAUUUCGCAAGUGAGCUGAGCGACCUGCGGCAUCGGCAUGGCUUCCGGGUGGUGCUGGUCCACGGCAGCCACACUUCCUCUGCUCUGUUGCAACACGCCCACCACCAUGUGGCCUUUCAGGAAAUUACAGCUGAUCUACCACUGCGACCGCUUGACUUAACAGAGCCCAGUUUCAACCUUCUGUAUGUGCACAACCUCCCUGUCGACUGUGACAAGAGCCUGCGGAACGCUGUGAAGUUCAGGCUCCGCCGCUUAUCAGACAACUGUGGUGGCAAGGUGCUGGGCAUGUCCCAGGGCAUAGCGGUCCUCCGCUUUGGCAGCCCCGAGGCCGCGGCCCGCGCCUGCAAGCGAAUGGAAAACGAGGACGUGUUUGGCCAUCGGAUCACCCUCUCCUUCUCGCCGGGGUCCACAGAAGGCGCAGGUCCUGAGGCUGAGCCCCAGACUCAGCCCCAUCACUUAUCUCAGACCCAAACCAAGCAAAUCCAGGUCUCUGGGUUUGCCCAUCUCCCGCCCGCCCCCGCCUUUUCUUUUCUGCCCCUUGAGAAGCCCAGGUCACCCAGGAGGCCACGGCGAGCUACCCGCCCGUGCCCCACUCUUGGCCCAGUGCCCGAAAGGCCCUACAGCCCCAGGAGGGGGUCCAGUGGGCCUCCCGGUGGCUCUGCAGCCAAGCUCCAUCAGGACCUCACAAAUGUGGAAGCCAAACCCAGGAUGGGUCAGCAGCAGGUGGAAAAAGUCCCCAUGUUGAACUCAUCCCAUCAGAGUAAUGGUGAAACGUUAGAACAUCUGUCAAAACCUGGAUUCAGCAAAGAAUCGAUCUAUAGGAGAAGAGAAAUUUCCCAUCCUCAUAAUGGGACCGGCCCCCCUGCGGAUAAAGGAGACAGGAACAUUCAGAUCAGCACGCCGCUAGCCUUCAGCAAAUUAAACCUCCACAAGAGCUUCAGUCCGGUCGUCGUCUCUCAGGGCUCCUGGUCUUCGAGGAGCACCUCCCCCUGCCUGUCCAGCCGCUCCUCGCCUCUUCUUGCUGCCACGCAUACCCCUGACGGUCGCGCUGAGCCUUUUUCAGAGGGCGCCGAGGUGCAGGUGGCUAAUCUGGACUACAGAAUGUCUCGAAAGGAUCUGCAUCAGACGCUGCGGGACACCUUCUCCCGGUUUGGACAGGUGAAUUCUGUGGAGCUGAGCCCCCACACAGACUACCAGCUGAAGGCUGCAGUUCAGAUGGCGUCCCUGCAGCAGGCCAUCAGUGCCAUCAGCGGCCUGCACCGCUAUAAGAUCGGAAGCAAGCGCAUUCAGGUGUCUCUGGUCACGGGUGGCAACAACAAAUCUCUAAGCACAGAGAUCAUCAGCAUUCUUCAAGAUUCACCCGCCAACUGCCUUCCUGUCUUCAAGUUUCUAGAGAUUUAUGAGAAAAAAUAUUCCCGUAAGAUUGCUGUCAGCGAUCUGUACAAGCUGCCCGAUUUGGUCUCAGUGCGGGAACAGGGGGGCUCCAGGCUCGUAUGCCUGUUGCCUCACAGCCAAAUACGUCAGAGUCCACUGGGAUCCUCUCCGUCUCAAGAAGGCUCCUCUUCUGUAAACGGAAGCCCCGUUGUCUUUGAGGAGCUGGAGUACCACAAACCCGUUUGCGAACAGCAUUAUGCAAAGCGGAACUUCAGCGAGGCAGAUUUUGACCCGGACACCUACAAAAUCCCAUUUGUUGUGAUGUCACUGAGUACUUUAGCUUCUGAGCUCAAUCAUCUGCUGGAAUCGCACGGUGGGACACUUCCUCUCCUCAGUUUUCCAGACUGCUAUGCUGCUGAGUUCAGCCCACUGGUUAUUGGCAGUGAGACGAUGAAGGGGGCUGUUCCCCUGGAGCAUCUCAUUACCUGCGUUCCCACCAUCACCAUAGUCAUUGCUCAGAAUGGUUUUAAAGUCAUCAAGUGGCUGCACAGCAAACCGCCUGCACAGAUUUCUGAGCCAUGGAUUCAGCGUUGCAAAAGUCCAGUAGGAAACCCUCAACUCAUCCAGUUCAGCAGAGAGAUCAUCGACCUGCUGAAGGGCCAGCCAUCCUGCAUAAUGCCCAUCAGCAAAUUCAUCCCUGCAUACCACCAUCACUUUGCCAAGCAGUGCCGCGUCUCUGACUAUGGCUUCUCCAAGCUGCUGGAGCUUCUAGAGGCGGUGCCUCAUGUGCUGCAGAUCCUGGGUAUGGGAACCAAGCGUCUACUGACCCUGACCCAUCGAGCUCAGGUGAAGCGCUUCACUCAAGACCUGCUUAAGCUGCUGAAGUUUCAAGCUAGCAAGCAAGUGGCAGUCAAAGACUUCUUGCAGGCGUAUCAUUGGUGCUUCUCCAGAGACUGGAGGGUAACUGACUAUGGCACAUGUGACCUGAUGGACCUCCUGACAGAGAUCCCUGACACUACCAUCACUAUCUCCCACCAGAGCUCGGACACGGUCAUCUCCGUUCCCAAGAGGGAGCGCACUGCGGAGGAGAUGGAGCGCACCAAGCAGUUUGGGAAGGAAGUGGUGGACCUGCUCCGUCACCAGCCUCACUGCCGAAUGCCUUUCAGCAAAUUCAUUCCUACCUACCACCAUCACUUUGGCCGUCAGUGCAAGCUGAGCUACUAUGGGUUCACAAAACUUGUGGACCUCUUUGAGGCGAUCCCUGAUAUUUUGAAGGUGUUGGAGUGCGGUGAGGAGAAAGUUCUUGCUUUGACAGAGGUGGAGCGAAUCAAAGCUCUGGCGGCGCAGCUGGUCAAAGUGCUUCGGGCGCAGAAGAACUACAGCCUUCCAGUCAGCCAGCUGCUCACAGAGUACAGCAAAACCUUUGGGUACAGUCUGCGCCUGCAGGACUUCGACGCCCCCUCCCUGUCCACCCUACUGGCUAAGCUCUCUCAUGUUGUAAAGGUAGUGGAUGGUGCAGAGGGCAGGGAAGUGCAGCUGAUCAACAGGAAGUCUCUGCGGACGCUGACCUACCAGCUGCUGGCUCUCCUCAUGUCCCAAGAAACCGAUCAGGUACCCAAAGGUAUGAAGGUGGAGGAGCUGAGCCAGCGGUACCAGGCCGUUCACGGGGCACUGCUGAACCCCUGUGAAUACGGCUUCCUAUCCCUAAGCGAGCUGCUCAAGAGCCUCCCAAAUCUUAUGCAGUUGUAUAAUGAAGAAAAUGAAGAAAACUUCAAAGCUGGAGAUGAAUACGUGAGGCUAACCAGGCUUUUUCAGUUUGCUCGUAACGUGCGUGCGCUGCUGCACACCUACCACUACAACCAGAUCUUCCUGACAGAGUUCCAAGGAGCUUACAGCAAGUUCAUGGGCAGCAGCCUGGAACCACGCUCAUACGAGUGUGUCAGCAUCGAUGAUCUGCUCAAUGCCAUUCCACAGGUGGUCUGGAUCAAGGGACACGGUCACAAGAGGAUUAUCGUUUUAAAGAACGAUAUGAAAGCCAAAGCAAGUUCUUCAGUACCCAGCAGCCCCCAGCCUGCAGAGAGCCCAAGAGACAGUCCUGUCAGCACUGCAACAUCUGGUACUCAUAGUCCUGGUGCAGAUGGAGAUGGCGCUGCAGAGUCGGAACUGGUGUGUCUCACACCGCCGGUGGACCUGUUGUGCGGACCUGUACCGUCCUGCCUGCCAUCACCGCAGCUCCACCCCAACCCCAUCGCCCCCCACCAUGCAGACCUGAUCCACUUUGAAGGACGUUCAGCUUCAGGGCAACCAGCAGAUGGAGGUCCCAAUCCAGCCGAGGCCCCCAGCCUCAGCAGAGAGGAAGACUUUCCUGCUGCCAGACCUCUUCCUCCCCAUCAGUCCCUGGGCAGUCCCAGCAGAAGAGCUUCACGGAGCAGGAUCCGCCUGGCUGCUAACUUCUCACUCACAUCCAGAUCUUCUCACACUUCUCCUGCAAAUCCGGUCUGACACCCCGACCUGAACCUGCAGUGUAACUCUGCACAGAACAGCAUCAGCUGAUGUGCAGCACGUCUCCUCUGAAAGUGAUUGGUCCCGUUCUAACCGGCUGCGUUUCCUCUUCUCCUCUUUAGUCUUUCCUUUGUCUCUCUGAGCUCACAAAUCUUCCCUGUGAUCUUCACCAAGCUGUGAUCGUCUUACUGCAGAGUUCCUGCAGUCCUUUCGUUUGUCAAGCUCUUUGCGGUUUCAUCCCAGGAGCGGUUGGGUUUGGUGUUCAGCCCACAAACUCUGAGGGAUGGAAACGAGUUAGUCGUCACUGUAUCCAGUGUGAGGUGGAGAGGUUAAAGACAUGUAGCUACUUCUGUUUUCAGUUGAUGAAUUGGUGUAGAUACAUUUCCUCUGUUAAUAUGUUAAAGAAAAAGCAUGUAAGUGAAAUCCAGCUGUAAAAUGUUUGAUUUGCUGAGGUUCGCCCUCCUGCUGUUUCUGUUCCACAUAGGUAAGAUGGUGAGAAUUUCAGUUGGGUGCUGCACAGAGUUUGGAGUAGUUUUUUCUGAGGAAAACAAUGGUCUGAGUCGUUUCAGAUCAAAACAUUUUGACUGAUAUUGCUGCUACCUGAGAUUUUUAUUCUGGUCUAGUGGUUUUUGUUUUCAGAGACGGACUUGUUUCUUCAGGGUCGUUGAGCUUUUGGCAGCAGUAGCUAGACGUUUUCUUGGAGCCAGCAGCCAAACUUCUUUGUGUUGUCUUAGCGGUUUUGCACUGGUUGGAGGCGGUGUAAGUGCACACAGGUUGCAUAAGGGACUUUAUGCAACACGUUCUAUCCAGAAGGAGCAGCCAGCAGGAGUUUAAGGUUGGUCUUGGUGGCUCUGGGUCGUCCUCGCUGACGCAGAAGGUUUAUUCAGGUAACCUUUGCACCGUCACAGGAGGGCAGCACGUACUGUCUGUUUUUUUAAUUGUGCAGACGGAACGUCGGUUUGUUUGUGGGACCGGAGGUGAUUGGUUUUGAGGACCAACCUGAGCACAGACCUGCUACGGCUCUCUGGAGCAAACCGGGCUUUUACAAUGGCUUGUAUUGGCCUCGGUGCUGAAAGAAAGCGUCACCUCACAUUUUUUAUCUAACGGAGGUGUUUGUUUCCUGGGCUUCUGGUAGACUUCGGCUGCCUGUGGUGUUGAGCGAAAGCAGAGUGUCCGCCGUCGAAGGUUGCCGUCUCUUGUUUAGGAUGGGCAGCGGCCCAUCUCAUCAGUGUGUUGGCUUUCCUGAUGACUUUGAUCUGAAGUUUUCUGGACUCCACCUGUCAUCUUAAGUAUUUUGCUUUUAAGUCGGCCUAAUGUUCUGAUUUAAUCUUUGCUGCAGUUUUUAAUAACUCAUCAUCGACUUGAUCAAAUAACGAUUGAAAUGAAAAACUGGAUUUAAUUUGGCAUAAAAAGUUUCAGUGCAGCUCACCAGCCUCUGGAUGCUGCAGUGACGGCUAACUCAGGAGAGAGUGUCUUUGGUUUAGUUUCAUCAGUGAGAUGCUGCUGUGCCUGCUGAACAUAUGCACUUACAUGUCUUUCUGUGGAUUAUAAGUGCAUCUGAAGGCUGGCUUAAGAGUCGCGUCCUUAAGGAUGUUUUUGUGCUUGAUGGCUGUCGGCACCGACCUUUCUCUGAUUUGCACUUUUAUUGCUUUGCUGCACCAAACUGGGUUGUAACAGUUCAAUGUUGUUAAAGGGACCAAAAGAUUUCCAUGAAUAAAUCUCACAAGCAUCACA
This is a messenger RNA of Oryzias melastigma (Indian medaka), 7457 nucleotides long. Its product is annotated as meiosis regulator and mRNA stability factor 1. The transcript has 27 exons. The record is from RefSeq and is a predicted model, not a curated record. Gene Ontology annotation, cellular component: peroxisome; cytoplasm. Gene Ontology annotation, molecular function: mRNA base-pairing post-transcriptional repressor activity; CCR4-NOT complex binding; RNA nuclease activity. Lineage: Eukaryota; Metazoa; Chordata; Actinopteri; Beloniformes; Adrianichthyidae. Gene Ontology annotation, biological process: post-transcriptional gene silencing. The coding region runs from base 345 to 5723 and encodes 1792 amino acids.